AAAUUGAUUGUGAAGUGUUUAAUUACAUGGUUGUAACCAGAGCCUAAACUAUUCCUUCAAAGUAUCGCAGCAAAAAUAACUUUUAUUUUUGUUUCAAGGACUGCAUAAUUUCUUCAUUGUUUACGAAAUCGUCUACGUACAUUACCUAAUAUCAAUUAAUAUCAGUACAGCAUCGCUUUUGAUAACUUGCAGUAAAUUUCACAUAAGAACUGCAUUAAAAUGUAUCUUUCAACACAAAGUAUUGUUCGUUACUUAGUACUCGUUGAAUGUGUUCAUUGUACUCCCCCUAAGCGCCCAUAAUGUCUCGCUGGGCCGUCUGUGUCAGUUGCCGCGCAAACAGGAUAAGGGCAAGACUGAAAUGAUAACAAACACAAAAUAAUUGAUCUCUUUUUGGGCAUUUAUUAUAAAAGUACUUAAAUAUGGAGUCUGAAGAUGACAUUCAGCCUCUGAUUGAGGAGGAAGUUAUAGAGUCUACUACAUCUAGAGAUCUUUGUUUAGAAUUUAAUACUCAGGAAAUUCAUACAGAUCCAGAAUUUGAGCAGGUAGUAUAUGGCUACCGGAGGAGCAGAUGGCGGACCAACCUGGUGCACUUCUUCUCGGUGCUGUUCUGCGGGAUACCAGCAUUAUUGUUCCAUUGGUGUCCGACGUGGUAUCUUUACGCGACCUGCUUAAGGGCUUGCUUCCAGCUAGCAGACCAAGUUUUAGUUGUGGAAACAUAUCAGAAGAAAUGCAAGACAUACUACAUACACAAAAUUAUAGUGAAGACAAUAGCAGACACAAGGUAAGAUAGACUAAUAAUAAACAUACCCUGGAGUCCUGGGCGCAGGAAUGAUUUC
Messenger RNA from Cydia strobilella, 836 nucleotides. Its product is annotated as polyamine-transporting ATPase 13A3-like. The coding region runs from base 420 to 785 and encodes 121 amino acids. The transcript has 3 exons. NCBI's taxonomy places the organism in Eukaryota, Metazoa, Arthropoda, Insecta, Lepidoptera, Tortricidae. The record is from RefSeq and is a predicted model, not a curated record.